AUGAUCAUCUUGAACGCAUUCAAGGAUCUGAUUCUGAUGAAAAAUAUUCUUUCAAGAGAACUGCCACAGUCGAUUAAUGUACUUGGUGGAUUGUUCCAUAUACUGGAAGGCAACAUGUUUCAACUGAAGAUGUGCGUUGACUCGUGGCCUACAUUCAGUACUGUCAUCUGUUAUCGUCAAAAACAGGAUUUUGUGAUCAAGAGCAGUAUGGGGGAGAUUCCUGAUGUGUGUAGCAUCUUUUCCAAAAACCAAGACACUCUGAGAAGACUUUUGACAGAUGACAGCCUUUUUAAAUGGGGGAACAAUCUGGAAUUCAGAGUUGAAAGUACUCAUCAUCCAAUCCUAAAGGAAAUUGCUUGUCUCAGGGGACUCCAUCUAAAACUAUUUGGAAGCUUCCAUACCUACAUCCACUACAGCCCAGAGACAUUUGGCAGCUCACAAAAGACAUCCAAGCAACCAAUGACAAGUCUAAGCGAAUCCCAUGCUGACCUUGUGCUAAAAGCAAUGCGUUACGGAACAAGCCAGGAGUGCAUCAAUCUAGUGAAAGCCUAUAUCAAAUACCUCCCAAACUACUGUGUGGUGGAUGAGAAGGGACAACCUGUGUCUUGGCUGCUGACAGAUGAGUUCAUGGAGAUCAGGAUGGCCUACACCCAACCAGAAUAUAGACGGGCUGGUCACUUGCGAGAAUUGUACAGUGCCCUGAUUCAACAAAGGAUUUCUGCAGGUCUGCCUGUCUUUGGAUGCAUCCUUAAAGAGAACAGGGCCUCUCAUAAUGCUGCACUAUCAUUUGGCAUGACCCCCUGUAUUGAGAUCUACUGUCUUUUGACCUCUGAUGACUGUGUCACAGCACAACCCAAUACUGGAAAUCUGCCUGUUUAG
This is a messenger RNA of Dunckerocampus dactyliophorus (ringed pipefish), 879 nucleotides long. RefSeq names its product glycine N-acyltransferase-like protein 3. Gene Ontology annotation, molecular function: glycine N-acyltransferase activity. Lineage: Eukaryota; Metazoa; Chordata; Actinopteri; Syngnathiformes; Syngnathidae. The transcript is spliced from 5 exons. Bases 1 to 879 code for a protein of 292 amino acids. Gene Ontology annotation, cellular component: mitochondrion. The record is from RefSeq and is a predicted model, not a curated record.